Messenger RNA from Amphiprion ocellaris (clown anemonefish), 4782 nucleotides. RefSeq lists its product as uncharacterized. The record is from RefSeq and is a predicted model, not a curated record. Gene Ontology annotation, molecular function: nucleic acid binding. NCBI's taxonomy places the organism in Eukaryota, Metazoa, Chordata, Actinopteri, Pomacentridae. The transcript has 2 exons. Gene Ontology annotation, biological process: DNA integration. The coding region runs from base 1 to 4233 and encodes 1410 amino acids.
AUGCUGCAGCCAUCAGAUGCUCGUCUCCAAAGUCCCCAGAGAAGCCGCCAGUCUGACAGUCAAGGAGAGCUAUGGGAAACAAGGUCUCGUUGUUCCGGUUCCUCCAAGCGGUCCACGAGGUCAUCAGCAAGCGUUGCAGCACUCAAAGCGAGAGCCAAAGCUGGGGCUGCACAAGCGCAGUUGGCCUAUGCGGAAGAGGAAGCUGAAGCCAUAAAGCAACAAGCUCAUAUACAAGCUCAACUGCACAUAUUAAAGGUAAGGAAAGAAGCAGCAGCUGCAGCGGCGGAAGCAAACAUCCUAGAGGCAGCGGUUCAAUAUGAAGAUUUGCAACCACUCUGCCAAGAGCCUUCUUCCAACAGCUCAGUGGACUCCAGGCAAAAGGUUCAAAACUACAUUGAUAGUCAAAUCUUCCAGCUAGACAACCAAGCAUCAACACAGCCUCCAAUAUCAAGCACAAACCCUUUCUACCAAGCAGAAACUACAAAUCUUCAACCCCAGCAAACACUGGAGCAACAAAAUCCCCUCUCUUACAACCUUGUAUCAACCCCCAAUCCUCGCACUACGUACCCAACUGCAAACUACCAGCAUCAGCCAUCUAGUUCAUGUCCUCCCAGCGCUCAGCUGACAUCAAACGUGAGUGAUGUAGCCAAGUAUCUAAUGAGACGUGAACUUAUUACAGGCACUAUGCAGAAAUUUGAUGACAAUGCACAAAAUUAUCGUGGCUGGAAAGCAUCCUUUCUAAACGUCACUGCAGAGUUAGCCCUGUCAUCCAAAGAACAGCUAGACCUCCUGAUGAAGUGGCUUGGGCCAAAGUCAACUGAACAAGCAAAGAGAAUCAGUGCGGCUCUAAUCAACAACACACCUGCUGCUCUCGACAUGGUGUGGCAGCGCCUGGAAGAAAUGUACGGUGCACCUGAGGUAAUCGAGCACGCCCUCUUUAAGAAGAUUGAGGACUUUCCUAGAAUUACCUCCAGAGACAAUACUAAAUUGAUAGAGUUAGGGGACCUCUUACUAGAACUUGAACUAGCAAAACGAGCUCUACCAAACAACAGAGAACAAGCUUUAAAGAGACUCUUCACACUCAAACGCAGUCUUGACAAAAAACCUGAAAUGAGAGAGCACUUCCUACAGUUCAUGCAGAAAAUCCUAGACAAUCAGCAAGCAGAAAUUGCACCUCCCUUGCAGCCUGAUGAAGAGUGUUGGUACCUCCCUAUGUUUGGGGUGUACCAUCCGCGGAAACCCAAUCAAAUUCGUGUGGUUUUUGACUCAAGCGCCAAACAUGAGGGUUUAGCACUCAACGACGUCCUCUUGAGUGGCCCAGAUCUUAACAAUGCCUUGCUAGGAGUGCUCAUCAGAUUCCGCAGAGAGCCUAUUGCAGUAACAGCAGACGUGGAGCAAAUGUUCUACUGUUUCAAAGUGAGAGAAGACCAUCGCAAUUAUCUGCGAUUCCUGUGGCACAAAGACAAUGACAUCACAGCGGAGAUUAUCGAGUACCGCAUGAAAGUUCAUGUGUUUGGGAAUCGGCCCUCUCCUUCUGUCGCCAUCUACGGGCUAUGCAAAGCAGCUGAGGUAGGAGAGACGGAACAUGGCAAGGAUGUAUCACAGUUUGUCACCAGGAACUUUUAUGUGGACGACGGUCUUAUCUCACUACCAACAGAACUGGAAGCUGUCACUCUCCUACAAAAUACACAGAAAAUGUUGGCCGAGUCAAAUCUGCGCCUACACAAAAUCGCUUCAAACAGCAGCAAAGUUAUGGAGGCAUUCCCCACAAGUGACUUGGCAAAAGACAUUAAAAGUCUCAACCUCGACAGUGACCCGUUGCCUGUUCAGAGAAGUUUAGGCAUCAGCUGGAGUCUUGAUUCGGAUACUUUCACUUUCCGAGUGUGCAAAGAGGAAAAACCCUUCACCAAAAGGGGUGUACUAUCUACUGUUAAUAGUUUGUACGACCCUUUGGGUUUUGUUGCACCUAUAACUGUACAGGGAAAAGCACUCAUUAGAGAACUCAUCACCGAACCAUGCGACUGGGAUGAUCCCUUGUCCCCUGACAAAGAAAGGCUAUGGACUGCAUGGAAAGAUUCACUUCUGGAGCUAGAGCACAUAAACAUCCCCAGAUCGUAUGUGCCAUUGUCUCUCUCCUCAAUGCAACACAGAGAACUUUGUGUCUUCAGCGACGCUUCAUCAACAGCUAUAGCAGCUGUCGCCUACAUACAAGUUCAAGAUGAGUAUGGACAGUACUUCACUGGAUUUGUCAUGGGGAAAUCGAAACUAGCACCAAGGCCAGCGCACACUAUCCCACGUCUUGAGCUGUGUGCAGCCGUCCUUGGUGUGGAAAUGGCAGAACUCAUAUCUCAAGAAAUAGACAUUAACCUGCACGCUGUCAAGUUCUACACAGACAGUAAGAUCGUGCUGGGUUACAUCUACAACACCUCAAGAAGGUUUUAUGUCUAUGUAUCAAACAGAGUCUCGAGAAUCAGAAAGUCGUCUGUGCCAUCACAGUGGCAUCAUGUCUCAUCAGAAACCAACCCGGCAGACAUUGCUACACGUCCAAUAACAGCACUUCUAUUGCCCCAAACCUGCUGGUUCACUGGACCACCUUUCCUGACAAGAGAACUGUCAGAUUUGCCUCGUACACCGGAUGCAAACAACUUCAAACUUGUCGAUCCAGAACAAGAUGCAGAGAUUCGCCAAGACGUCACCGUCUGCGCUACUCAAGUUAGCAACAAACCUCUCAGCUCGCACCGCUUCGAAAGAUUCUCGUCGUGGGAACAUCUCAUAAGGGGUAUGAAAAAACUCAUCACAGUAGCCAGAAUCAAAACAAAAGCUACAGACCCAAACACCACAAAUCUGCAAACUCAGGCUAAACUGACAGUCAUUGCAAGUGUUCAACAAUGUGCAUUCAGAGAGGAUAUAAAGAAGUUGCAUAAAGGGGAGCAAAUCUCGAAACCAAGCCCAUUGUGGACUCUAAAUCCAUUCACAGACUCAAGUGGGCUGUUAAGAGUAGGAGGUCGCACAUCCCUAGCUGAUCUUCCAUAUGACGAAAAGUACCCACUGAUACUUCCAAAAAAGCAUCAUGUGUCAACUCUGCUUGUGAGACAUUAUCACCAAGCUGUCGCUCACCAAGGUCGCCACCUCACAGAGGGAGCUCUACGAUCUGCAGGUGUUUGGAUAAUUGGUGCCAGAAAACUAGUCUCGAGUGUAAUCCAUCAGUGUGUCACAUGUCGCAAGCUUAGAGGUAGACCUGCUGAUCAGAAAAUGGCUGACCUACCUGAGGACCGUCUUGUUAUGGAGCCUCCAUUCACUAGGGUGGGCUUAGACGUCUUUGGGCCAUGGACUGUUGUCACCCGCAGGACAAGGGGUGGUAGUGCAGAAAGCAAGCGCUGGGCAGUUUUAUUCAGUUGCCUAGGCACACGCGCUGUUCACAUUGAGGUCAUCGAGUCUAUGUCCACCUCAAGCUUCAUUAAAGCCCUGCGAAGGUUUUUUGCUGUCAGAGGCCCUUCCAAAGUUCUCAGAUCAGACCGUGGAACUAACUUUAUUGGGGCUUGUAAAGAGUUGAAAAUCAGAUCUGACGACUCAGAAAUCCAAGACUACUUGAGUAAAGAAGGCUGCACGUGGACCUUUAACACCCCCCACUCAUCACAUAUGGGUGGUUCGUGGGAAAGGAUGAUAGGCAUUGCUCGCCGCAUUCUUGACGCCAUGUUACUGCAGUCAAGUCCUACUCGCCUCACGCAUGAAGUCCUCGCAACGUUAAUGGCGGAAGUUAUGGCUAUCAUUAAUGCCCGCCCAUUAGUUCCCAUCACCACAGAUUCAGACACUCCAACCGUUUUGACCCCUUCCAUGCUCCUAACUCAAAAGGCAGGAGCUGCUCCUGCUCCAGAAGGGUCAUAUGACAUUAAGGAUAUGUACAGGAAGCAAUGGCAACAUGUUCAAAGUCUCGCAGAUGCUUUUUGGAAACGCUGGAGACAAGAAUAUUUGUCAACUCUACAAGUCAGAAAUAAAUGGACUCAUGACAAGGACAAAAUCCAAGAAGGAGAUGUUGUCUUAGUAAAGGAUGAUCUGGUGAAGCGCAACGAAUGGCCCAUUGGACUCAUUACUAAGUGCAUCCCAAGUGAAGACAAAAGGAUCAGAAAGGUGAAGGUAAAAGUGGUAAAACAAGGGUCUCCACGUGUCUAUCUUCGACCUGUAACUCAACUCAUUCUGUUGCUCUCUCCAAACAGUGGAAGAAAGACUGAUUAGUUUAAAUGGUAUAAAGUGUUUAUACCAGGCGGGGAGUGUGAUGACUAGUGUAAUAUAAAGAUAAGUUUCCUUUGUGUGGGCUCGCAGUGCCCACUUGUGGCGAGUUUUAUGUUCACUCCAGGAAGCUCAGUACAGGAAGUUCAGUGUAACUGUCAUGGUCGAAGAGCAGUCGUUCCCGCAUCGUCUUGGCCCACAUAAGGCUGUAAGUUUAAGUUUAAAUUGAAUACAAUCUUACAUAGGAACCUAUAAGUAAGUUAAAAGUCAGAAAUUUCAGUUUUAAGAAGUUAUUUUAAGUAAAUGCAAGUUUUAUGGUGACAGUUUGGAAGUGUUAGCAUUUUUUAGCAUUUAAGCUAGCGGACUUUUCUGAUGCUAGUCAGGCUAAUUCCAAUAGUUAAAUUGGUCAACAAAUUCAGAGUUGGGGAAGCCCUGAUGAUGGUUUGUUGUGGGGUGUGGCGUGUGGAUGUCUUUUUGUUCAAGUCAUGUAUUUGUAAUUCACACUCUGACUGCUGUGUUUUUGUGUGUUGCAGUUUUACAGUUUAAAAUAAAGAG